AUGGCAAACAUCGACCUAGAGGGAUUAUUGAAGGAACUGCCCAGCGAUGGGCGAGUGCCGAAAACUAAAAUUGUAUGCACUCUCGGACCAGCCUCACGUUCAGUUCCAAUGCUGGAGAAGCUGCUGAGGGCGGGGAUGAGUGUGGCCCGGUUCAACUUCUCCCACGGAACGCAUGAAUACCACCAGGAGACGCUGGACAAUCUCAAGAUCGCCAUGCAGAAUACCCAGAUCCUAUGUGCCGUCAUGCUUGAUACCAAGGUCUGCUCCCACUCUUCUGAUCUUCUUGGACUGAGAUCGAAUCAUACAGCUGUCAUCUCUCUGGUUCCAGUUCCAUUUAAAUAAAUGCAGGAGGAAAACGGUUUGUUUGAGGAUCUCUGGGUGCUUUUUUCUUCAUUUCUGGCGGAGGAUUGGCCUCUGGGAGAAAAAUCAUCAGUGGGAAAGUCUUCUUUACAGGGUCACGAUCCAGAUGCGAAGGAAGUAUUUUAACGCCAAGUAUUUGAGGAGCUUUCCUUUCAUAAUCUUAAGGAAAAUAAAUGUGACAAUGGAUAAUAGGGAUUUAUAUAACCUUGGAGAGUUACAAGCGAUUUUCCCUCUUCAUAGGAUUCAAUUCUGGGGAAAGCAUUUCAUUGGCCCUAUUCUUUGGAUAAUAAGCGGUUGUUGUAGACAAAAAAUAAAAUAAAAUUUCAGGUAUCAGUUUUUUUCUGAUUUUCUGGCCAUGAUCCCCAUUGAAAGCCGUAGAUGUUGCUCCUGCUUUUCUACUUUUAGGAAGAAUCAGAGAACGAAGAGCCCUUUGACAGAUUGAUCUGACAUGGUUGGUGGCUGCUUAGGUCAGACUAGACACAGAAGAACUUCAGUGAUGGUAUUGUGCUAAGCAAUUCUCCCCCCCUAAGCUGUUCAUCGUCAUAUUGACAAGUCUGCCAAGCACCAUAAAUGAGGAGGACCGAGUUAAAUGGGGGCUGGUGUUCUUACCAGCCAUGUAGAGGGCUAUUAUGGAACGAAAGUGAAGAAUACGUUGACGAGUUUCAGAGAUUCAUCAUUGAUCAUUAAUGGGUUUACUCCCAGAAAAACAUCAUUUACAGGGCAUUGGAUUGAACAUUAGGAUCGAUCAGGUCCCUCGGCUGUUUAGUAGGCUCUGAAGAAGAAAGAACAUUGUAUCUUAGACGAGUGUUCCAAAAUCGUAGAGCUUGUCAUGUGCUUCUUUUCUAUUCUUUUUUUUUUUUUUGUUUGCACUUCGAUACAGCUAUUUUGCCAAAUAAACAAAUGAAAAUUUCCUGCAACGAAGAUUUAUUGUUUGGUCAAACUGAUAGUGAAAGACAUGUGGGAAGUGAUGUACAGCGGAUGUUGCUCAGAAUUUUCUUUUUGACCAAAGUGGCAUGGCGAAUAUUCAUUUAAUCUCUAAUUCAUGCCUUGCUUGAUUCAAUCCUUUACACGGUGGUUCUUAGUUCCUUCCUUGCUGAAGUCAAUUUGGGUGGAUAAAAACUUUUUCACAGUGCUUUGAAGACAGUUGGCUGGUAGGGAAACCACUUCAAUGUCUGUAUAUUCAGAACGGUAGUUCGUCCUAUAUAUUCAGGCCUCACCAAAACACCCCAGAAUGAAAAUCUUGCCCAGCCUGGAAGUUUCUCCAUCUGCGACAGUGCCCAUAGUUCCAUUCCCUGAAACUGUUGACUUAAUACGAGAGAAGAUGGACGGAUGGAGAUCUAUAUAAAAUUUGAUUUAUUUCCUUUACAGCCUGAUGAUUUAUUUUGCUAUGUUUUUGCAUCAGAAGUUAUUUUAUGUAUCCUUCCCUUUCCUUAACAGGAAGUUUUGGCUGGAAAAUAUUGUAAGUAAACUCUUGAAAUUAUUUUAUUUGAAAAAAUAAUCCGUUGACCGAGUGCAUUGCUUUCCAAAUUUUCUCCUUGUUCUUUGUUUUCAGAUGCACCUCUUGCUCUUUGAGAAUCCACUAUAUGGUUUUAAUGAAUUCAUUUCUUUAUCAUUGUGUGUGAUGGGUGAUCUGAACUCCGUACCCUCUCUUUCUCACUCCAUCUCAGGGACCAGAGAUUCGUACUGGGUUCCUGAAGGAUGGAAAGCCCAUCCAGUUGAAGGAGGGUCAAGAAAUCACAGUAUCCACCGACUACGCCCUUAAGGGAGAUGAAAGCACGAUUACCAUGAGCUACAAGAAACUUCCUGUAGAUUUGAAGCCUGGAAACACCAUAUUGUGUGCGGAUGGUACAAUAACUCUCUCGGUUCUGUCAUGCGACCCGGCUUCUGGGACUGUGAGAUGUCGUUGCGAAAACACUGCAGUCUUGGGUGAGAGAAAGAACGUCAAUCUGCCAGGUGUGGUGGUGGAUCUCCCCACGCUGACCGAUAAGGAUAAGGAAGACAUCCUGGAAUGGGGCGUGCCCAACAAGAUUGAUAUGAUCGCAUUGUCAUUUGUGCGCAAGGGAUCUGAUCUGGUUCAUGUUCGUCGUGUUCUUGGGCCUCAUGCAAAGAGCAUCAAGCUGAUGUCGAAGGUAUAAUCUGAAGUUAAUUCAUUUUUCUCCAACUUAUAUUCCAUGCUCUUACAUGUUCCAUGAAUAUCUGCCAUUUUUCCCCACUUGUUUCUUUAGUGAUGUAAUCACUUUGAUUGUGUACAGUUCUGAUCGGUUCCUAUAUUCGUGUUGCUCGGGAUUUUUCGUCUAAUUUCAUUGCUAAAAAAUGCUUCUUUUUUUUACCAAAAUCCGUAAAAAAAAUGUGUAGAGAUUUUUUUUUUCCUUUUCGGCUACUAUCUGACGGCUAGAAAUUUAUAAGAGUGUUCCCUUUAUGCUAUCAGGCUGCAGCAGUCUUUUUGUUUAAAAAUGCUUUAAGCUGUUCCUGUUGGAACGAGCACCUGUUCUUAGGCUUCCAGUGUUUUUCAAGCAGAUGGACUGCUGGUUGAGCUCCCUCUCUGUUUCCUUUUCUCACACUUCGCCUUGUUCUGAUCUCCGCUCUGUUUUCAAGGUUGAGAACCAGGAGGGGGUGCUGAACUUCGAUGAGAUUCUGAGGGAGACGGACUCUUUCAUGGUUGCUCGAGGCGAUCUUGGGAUGGAGAUCCCCGUCGAAAAGAUCUUCCUCGCCCAGAAGAUGAUGAUCUACAAGUGCAACCUUCUCGGUAAGCCCGUGGUGACCGCCACUCAGAUGCUGGAGUCCAUGAUCAAGUCUCCCCGCCCGACGCGCGCGGAGGCCACCGACGUCGCCAAUGCCGUCCUCGACGGGACCGACUGCGUCAUGCUCAGCGGAGAAAGUGCAGCAGGGGCCUACCCAGAGAUUGCCGUCAAGGUCAUGGCCAAGAUCUGCAUCGAAGCGGAGUCAUCGCUCGACUACGGCGCCAUCUUCAAGGGGAUGAUCAGGUUGACCCCUCUUCCGAUGAGCCCACUGGAGAGCCUCGCAUCAUCAGCUGUCCGAGUGGCCAACAAGGCCAGGGCCACUCUGAUCGUCGUUCUGACCCGCGGUGGCACCACCGCAAAGCUCGUUGCCAAGUAUCGCCCUGCCGUCCCGAUCCUGUCGGUCGUCGUCCCCAUGCUCACUACUGAUUCCUUCGACUGGACGGUCAGCGACGAGGGCCCAGCUCGGCAGAGCCUUGUUCACCGGGGGCUGAUCCCAUUGCUGGCGGAGGGUUCUGCAAAGGCCACUGACGCCGAGUCAACCGAGGUCAUCUUGCAGGCGUCCCUCAAGUCGGCUGUGCAGAAGCAGCUCUGCAAGGUGGAUGACGCUGUCGUCGUCCUUCACCGCAUCGGUGCCGCAUCAGUAAUCAAGAUCUGUGUCGUGAAGUGA
Messenger RNA from Spirodela intermedia, 3768 nucleotides. The record is from the annotation of a GenBank genome assembly. Lineage: Eukaryota; Viridiplantae; Streptophyta; Magnoliopsida; Alismatales; Araceae.